GUGAAUUCAUUCGCAAUGCAGUAUGGGAAUGAAAAUGGAAGGUGGGAGACAAGAUAACGCAAACUCUCGUUUUGCAGAACUUUGAGCUUUCAUAGUUGCGCUGAAGAAAACUACACAAUGCAAAGGGUGAUUUUGUUUGGCAGUGCUUUCAGAGCGAUCGUGGCAGGAUCAGACGGACUUAAUGCGCACUCUUUUUUCUGUACGAGACAUGAAAAUGUGAGCAGGACUCAGAUUAGAAAACACUCUCAAGAUCAACCCACCAAUAACACAGGGCACUUUAGCUGUUACAGCUUACCACACAGGACUCUCAUCAAUGUGUCUGGACAAGACAUGAAUUCAUUUCUUCAAGGGAUAAUAACCAAUGACAUGGCUCUUUUGGCACAGGAUGCACUGUGUGCGAUGUAUGCUCACAUACUCAAUGUUCAAGGCAGGACACUGUAUGACAUCAUCAUUUACAGUUUGGAAGGAAACCCAAAUGGACUUAAUGGUGUACUUCUGGAGUGUGACAGCAUUGUACAGGAAUCCAUUAUGCGGCUUCUGAAAGUCUACAAGAUACGUCGCAAAGUAAACAUCAGCUUGUGUCCUAGUCUUUCACUUUGGGCUCUAUUACCUCGAAAUAAAGAUGAUGUGCUGGGAAAGUCAAAGCCAGAUGUUACUGCAGCAGAUAAAAUGUUAGUUUUGGAGCAAGACCCAAGAACUGAACUAAUGGGCUGGAGAAUGAUCACCAGUUGUCAGGACAAUCUACAUGAGAUUGUCUCUGCUUACCGACAGGGCAACAUUGAAGAAUACCACAGACAUCGCUAUGAAAUUGGACUACCUGAAGGAGUCAAAGACCUUCCGCCAGGUGAGGCCCUUCCACUGGAGUCUAAUCUUGUUUACUUGCAGGGAAUUAGCUUCAGCAAGGGAUGCUACAUCGGACAGGAACUAACUGCAAGAACUCACCACACUGGUGUAAUAAGGAAGCGCCUAAUGCCUGUUACCAUGUCUGCUCCAGCUGAGAACCUGGACCAAGGGGCUGCCCUUGAGACUGAGGGGGGCAGACCAGCAGGGAAAUUCAGGGCAGGAAUCGACAAGCUAGGACUGAGCCUUGUACGCUUGGCUCAUGCUAAAGAGUCACUCAAACUUAAAUCCUCUGAUGAAACAACAGUUACUUUACAGGCUAUUGUGCCUGAUUGGUGGCCAAAAAACACUGAAGAUAAAUGAAUUAGUAACACUAGAAAGGUCUAAGGUCUGUCUACCAGACUGCUUAAUUUUAAUGCAGAUAAUAAUUAAGUUAAUUUAAAAUGUUAAAAAUAAUAUUUUACAUAAAAUCUGCUGACAAUGUAUUGGUUAACACCUUAAAAAUAAAAUGUAUUUCAAACAUGUUUUAUUGUUAAUUUUCUGAAGUAAAUCACAUCUUCAUGGAUGUAAACUAACCUAUUCUUAUUUAAAAAGAUGGACUGUAUGUUGCCUUAAAGAGCACCUGCUUACUUUGUAGUUAGUCUGAAAUAAAAUAUGAAAAUAGCCAGAACAGAGCAAUCAAUAUUGUUUCUGUUGUUGCAGUGGAUAAGCAUAUUUGAAUACGUCUUUAUCACAACUCAUUUAUAGAGGAGAGUGGGGUAAAAUGUGUAGCCCCUUUAAUCUAGUAAACUGUUUUUGUCACAUCUUAUAUUUACAAAGGGCCAAUUAUAUACAGUUGCCUGAUAGAUACACAUGGAAAUGGUGUUUUUGUACAAGCAAAUUCAUGUUGGUCUAAAUAAUAAUAAUAAAUGUAUAUUAGACAUGUUGAUGAAUGGCCAGUGUACAAACCAUGUAAAUUAAAUUAUGGGGCUACAAAUUAUACUGUAGUCAUGGAUAAAACAGAGGUGGCCAGUCCUAUCCCACAUACAACAUAACUUAAACCUUUAACUGACAUCUCUACUGUACAGCAGACUUUAAUUUGAUAGUGAUGGACGCACUUCCUUUGCAUGUGAGAAAUGCGGUGUUGCCUUGCAUGUUGAGUGCUUCGAGAAAUUUCAUGCAAACCACUAAAACACUACCCAAGAGAGAUAGAAAAGGAGAGCAGGGAGGACACAUGACAUAACUUCCUAUUCCGAAUGUCUUUUGAAGGAAAUUGUCUGCAUGCACAAUUUGUUUGUUUAUAUGUGACCCUGAACCACAAAACCAGUCAUAAGGUUUUUUUUUUAUUUUUUUUUUUUUAUUUGUACAUAAUUUGAAAGCUGAAUAAAAUUUUCUUCAUUCUAUUUAUUUUUAUUUAUCUAUUUUCAUUUAACUUUUUGAUUCACAAUGCCCUGUUGGGGCAACGUAAUGGGCUGCACUUUGUUCCACCACUUUAAAACAAAUGGAUUUGUUGUGUUUUCAUAUUCAAGAGAUUGUAAGCAAGAUGGAGCUUUACCCAAGUGGACUUAUUGUGUUACCGAUAGCUGCUCUUCUACAGUGUUAUUCUACAUGUCAGUAAAGUCAAUUUGGUUUUAGCAGUUCAUAAAAAUCAUAUGAUGAUGAUGAUAUGUCCAAAGUGGCAUACAAACGAGAAUAAUACAAACAGAUGUGAUUAAUCCACAUGAAGAAAACGAGUAGAAAUAAAUAUUUGUAAAUAUAUUAAUUUUUGUUUGUAUUAAAAAUUAAAUAUAAAUAUUA
Megalobrama amblycephala (Wuchang bream) is the source of this 2616-nucleotide messenger RNA. It is a transcript of the gene iba57, whose product is annotated as iron-sulfur cluster assembly factor IBA57. Gene Ontology annotation, cellular component: mitochondrial matrix. The record is from RefSeq and is a predicted model, not a curated record. Gene Ontology annotation, molecular function: protein binding. Bases 118 to 1203 code for a protein of 361 amino acids. The transcript has 3 exons. Lineage: Eukaryota; Metazoa; Chordata; Actinopteri; Cypriniformes; Xenocyprididae.